UGCUGGAAGACGUACUUGGGGCGGGCGGAGACGGACAAGUGUCGGAUUGCCGCGAUGACGGACCUUGGGAACGGUUUAUCCGAUGCAGGCCACCAUGAGGACGCGUUGUCUGUGAGAGAGUCACAUUUGGCUUCGCUGCGGCGCAUUGUAGAGAGUACUGGCGGACGAGAAGAAAGCAUAUUCAUCAUGCAGAGCAAUCUUGCGAACUCGUAUACAAGCCUCGGACGCCAUGAGCAGGCCCUGCAGUUAAAGCGAGACGCAUACUCUGGCAUUUUGAAGGUCUAUGGCGAAGAAAAUCAAAACACCCUCCGAGAAGCCAACAACUACGCGCUGUCCCUGCGCGCUCUAAGGCGCUUCGAAGAAGCCAAGUCAUUGAUGCGCAAAAUGAUACCUGUGGCUCGACGCGUUCUUGGACAUAAUAGUACUCUCACGUUCGCGAUGAGGACGAAUUACGCGCGGGCGCUCUUCGGAGACGACGCCGCCACGCUCGACGAUCUCCGCGAGGCCGCGACGACGCUCGAGGAUUUGGAACAGGCCGCUCGGCGCCUGUUCGGUGGCGCACACCCGCUCACAAAGGAAAUUACGCUUUGCGAUACGCGCGAGCCGUGCUCCGCGCCCGCGAAACGCAGCCUUCGGGGGAUAGCCUAG
This is a messenger RNA of Pelagomonas calceolata, 648 nucleotides long. The record is from the annotation of a GenBank genome assembly. NCBI's taxonomy places the organism in Eukaryota, Pelagophyceae, Pelagomonadales, Pelagomonadaceae.